AUGGACGGGCCCUGCCGAGCCGGUCGCUGCGCGGCCCUGGCGCUGCUGGCCGCCUGCUGCCUGGCCCGCGGCGGUCGCGCCGAGCGGCAGUUUCUCAACGAGUGGGCGGCCGAGGUCCCGGCGGGCCCCGACGCCGCCCGAGCCAUCGCCGAGGAGCUGGACUACGACCUCGUGGGGCAGAUUGGGUCGCUCAAAAAUCACUAUCUGUUCAGACAUAAGAGCCAUCCACGACGGUCCCGGAGAAGUGCCAUUCACAUCACCAAGAGGCUUUCUGAUGAUGAGCGGGUGUCAUGGGCAGAGCAGCAGUAUGAAAAAAAGCGAACUAAGCGUGCUGCUGUGACAGACUCGGCAGAGAAUCUCUUCAACGAUCCUAUGUGGAAUAAGCAGUGGUAUCUGCAAGAUACAAGAAUAACUCCAUCUCUUCCCAAACUGGAUCUCCACGUUAUUCCUGUGUGGCAAAAAGGGAUUACAGGCAAGGGUGUUGUCAUCACAGUAUUAGAUGAUGGAUUGGAAUGGAAUCACACUGACAUCUACUCUAACUAUGAUCCGAAGGCAAGUUAUGAUUUCAAUGACAAUGACCACGAUCCAUUUCCUAGAUAUGACCCAACAAACGAAAACAAGCAUGGAACACGGUGUGCAGGAGAAAUUGCCAUGCAAGCCAACAAUAGAAAAUGUGGAGUUGGAGUAGCCUACAAUUCUAAAGUUGGAGGUAUACGCAUGCUGGAUGGAAUAGUCACUGAUGCUAUUGAGGCCAGUUCAAUUGGUUUCAAUCCGGAACACGUGGAUAUUUACAGUGCAAGCUGGGGCCCAAAUGAUGAUGGUAAAACUGUUGAGGGACCUGGGAGACUGGCACAGAAAGCUUUUGAAUAUGGGAUAAAACAGGGCCGAAAUGGAAAAGGCUCCAUUUUUGUGUGGGCUUCGGGGAAUGGAGGUCGUCAGGGUGACAACUGUGACUGUGAUGGUUACACUGAUAGUAUCUACACUAUCUCCAUUAGCAGUGCUUCUCAGCAAGGCCUUUCUCCCUGGUAUGCAGAGAAGUGCUCUUCAACUCUGGCCACAGCGUACAGCAGCGGGGACUAUACUGACCAAAGAAUUACAAGUGCUGAUCUUCACAAUGAAUGUACAGAGACUCACACUGGGACCUCUGCAUCUGCACCAUUGGCAGCAGGAAUUUUUGCUCUUGCUCUGGAAGUAAACCCAAAUCUAACAUGGAGGGAUAUGCAGCACUUGGUAGUGUGGACCUCGGAAUAUGAUCCACUGGCUGUCAAUCCAGGAUGGAAGAAGAACGGAGCGGGGCUGAUGGUGAACAGCAGAUUUGGAUUUGGACUACUCAAUGCAAAUGCAUUGGUGGAUUUAGCUGAUCCCAAAAGAUGGAAAGGUGUACCAGAAAAGAGAGAGUGUAUUGUUAAAGACAGAAGCUUUGAACCAAGGUUAUUAAGAGCAAAUGAGGAGGUCAUCAUUGAAAUUCCUACAAAAGCCUGUGAGGGUCAAGAGAACUCAAUUGCAUCUCUGGAGCAUGUGCAGCUUGAAGCAACUAUUGAAUAUUCCCGGAGAGGAGAUCUUCAUGUCACUCUGGUGUCUCCGUCAGGGACCAGCACUGUAUUACUGGCUGAGAGAGAGCGAGAUAAAUCUCCCAAUGGCUUUAAGAACUGGGAUUUCAUGUCUGUGCACACAUGGGGAGAGAAUCCAACAGGCACUUGGGUGUUAAGAAUUACUGAUGUGUCCAAAAGAAUACAAAAUGAAGGAAGGAUUGUAAACUGGAAAUUGAUUUUGCAUGGCACUGAUACCCAGCCUGAACAUAUGAAACAACCACGUGUAUACACAUCUUACAAUGCUGUGCAAAAUGACAGAAGAGGAGUGGAGAAGAUGACAGACCUUGUAGAGGAUCGUACCACACAGGAAAAUUUGAGUGCAAAAAACAAAGGAACACAAGAUAUCGGUAGCACCAGGAACAAAGCAGAAGAUAAGUUCCCAUCAGAGGCUAUGCUGCAUUUACUGCGAAGUGCUUUUAGCAGACAGAUGGCUCAGAAGCGACUGCCGAAGAAGACUGCAAGUGAGAAGUUAAGCAUUCCAUAUGAGCACUUCUAUCAAGCCCUCGAAAAAUUAAACAAGCCCUCCCAGUUAAAAGACUCAGAAGAAAGUCUGUACAGUGACUAUGUUGAUCUUUUUUACAAUGCCAAACCAUACAAGCAUAGAGAUGACAGACUGCUGCAAGCCUUGGUUGAUAUUAUAAAUGAAGGAAACUAAACUAUAGGAUAUGACAUUGAGUUGGAAAUAUUCAUUAUCCCACCCCACCUCCAUUUUAUUUGGGUUUUUCUUCAGAACUCUAUUGUAUGCUCUAGUUGUGUGAUUGCUGCUUUGCUUCAUAUUUAACACAAACUUCAAGGAAGAAAAAAUGAAUGUGGGAUGAUAAGGCAGUAAGCUGAUGCUUUUUAGUAAUAGCUUUUUUCAAAGACUUUCUUCAUUACCAUCAGAGUAGAUUUGCCCCCUCAGGCGUGAAAUGCAGCAGUAUUCCCUUGAAAAUACUAAUGCUCUAUUUUAAACAUUUUCACAUUAUUUAUUCUUCUACCCUACUCCCUUAGCCUGCAGUAGGAUUCAAAAUCUGAAUUGCCAAGCAGUUUUGAACACAACAGCUGAAGCUAUGGGGAGAUACUCUCAUCUCUGUGUUCGUAAUGAGUAGAGCAGUCUUAUAUUUGGCAUUUACUGAAGAUUUAACACCUGCAGCAAGUACCUCUUCCCUCAUAGUAUUUUUUUUUCUUUUUUUUUUUUUUUUCUGAACAACAAUGCACUCUUACCCUUCUGUUCUCUUGUAAAGGAGCAGUUGGGAAACUGGAAUUGAAUUGGAGCAUCACUAAGUUAUUAAUGGUUUAGACUAGAGACAGUCAUAUUCUAACAUAAAAGAGCUCCAAACAAAGCAUUCCAGACCAUGGGGAUUCUCACCACCUAACUUAAACUGCCUAAAUGAAGUGCCUGAAUUAUGAGCUUAGUUUUUCUAGGCUGUAUGUAGCUAAUGAAGACAGAUAGCACUUAAAAGCACUUGACCAGUUUUUGCGCUGGUUCAGAAUUACAUAAUGUGGAGUACCUAUCUAUUUUUAUUGACUAUGUGAACUUUGAAGAACCAACCUCCUGCCUUUGGAGCCUCUGUCAGAUUUCUAGAGUUAAGUGAUAUAAAUGCAUUCUGAGAUGUCCAUGUCCGCAGCAGCCAGGACAACAAAGCUGGGAUUGUUUUGUCCCAUCCUUAACCUAUGACUGCAUCUUCAAGUGUCUGGUGAAUUCUAACACCUCCCAAGUAUCUAGGAAGUCAAGGCAAAAUUAAUGGAGGGAGGUGUAAUAUAAAAAAAAAUACCCAGAAGGGAGUCAUAAAUAGAGGGAAGGACAGAAUAGGAUGUGGAAGAGGGAGAGGAAAGGAAGAAGAAUGUGAUGGAGUGGGGAACAAAGUAGUAUCAGCAGCAAGGACAGGCUGCUGCUUACCUGCAGCAGUGAUAGGAAAAUAAGAAUGAAAAGAUAAAAGGAAAGUUCAUAGUGGUGAGGCUUCUCUGGAGUAUAAUUACAAGUAGUGAAGGGAGAAGUGGACUGGUCAGAAAGAUCUAUCACCCUAUCUAAAGUGGAAAAAAUUAUAUGUGCUGUCAUACACAGUGGAGUGGUAUGAAUGGCAGCAUAUUAGACA
Messenger RNA from Lagopus leucura (white-tailed ptarmigan), 3667 nucleotides. It is a transcript of the gene PCSK1, whose product is annotated as proprotein convertase subtilisin/kexin type 1. Gene Ontology annotation, cellular component: Golgi membrane; trans-Golgi network. The transcript has 14 exons. Gene Ontology annotation, biological process: protein processing. The record is from RefSeq and is a predicted model, not a curated record. The coding region runs from base 1 to 2247 and encodes 748 amino acids. Gene Ontology annotation, molecular function: serine-type endopeptidase activity. Lineage: Eukaryota; Metazoa; Chordata; Aves; Galliformes; Phasianidae.